Messenger RNA from Liolophura sinensis, 2330 nucleotides. Its product is annotated as protein cornichon homolog 4-like. Gene Ontology annotation, biological process: vesicle-mediated transport. The record is from RefSeq and is a predicted model, not a curated record. Lineage: Eukaryota; Metazoa; Mollusca; Polyplacophora; Chitonida; Chitonidae. The transcript is spliced from 5 exons. Bases 4 to 438 code for a protein of 144 amino acids.
AACAUGGGAGUCGACGCGCCGCUUUUCAUUUUUGCCCUCCUCGAUGGGGCUGCCCUCCUCUUUGUGGUGGUGUAUUUUAUUAUAACGCUGUCUGAUCUGGAGUGUGAUUAUAUUAAUGCAACCUCCUGCUGUGACAAACUUAAUAAGUGGAUUUUUCCAGAACUUCUGGCAAAUUGUGCAGUCACAUUUCUUUUGCUGGUCACAGGCCAUUGGCUGAUAUUUCUUCUCAACUCACCACAAACAGCUUGGGUUGUCUACAAAUUUUUCACAAAACCAUCUGGUAAUAUAGGAGUGUUUGAUCCAACGGAAAUUCACAACCGCAACACCUUGAAAAAUCACAUGAAGGAAUGUAUGGCCAAACUGGGCUUCCAUCUUAUUUUCUUUUUUAUAUAUCUUUACUGCAUGAUAAUAGCUCUGAUAAAAGGAGAAGUGGGUUGAAUGGUGGAAGAUUUCAUGCGAAGAAGGAAGAGUAACAGUGCAUUCAGCCAGAUCCUGACAGAAGGCAUUGUGAUUAUUACAGCGGCAUUAUUGACUAAUCAGACUGUAGGUAACACAAGGGAAGAACAUGUUCAGAAGGUUGCAGUUAAACACAUAUGUAGUCAUUGGUAGUUUGCAGUCUCAGGUAGAAGGCCGGUCAUAGAAUGUGGGAUUAAGGAACAGGAUUGGCCGUUCCUGGGUAUUGCAGAGAAAUUUUGAAAUAAUGAAUGGAUGUAAUGAAAGUAUUCAGUGCAGUGAAGUGGUAGGUGACUUUAUUGUAUGCAGCUUAAAUACCAAUGGCUAUUACACACAGUGUGAGUAGUGAUUUGGAAUUAUCUGCCAUCCUGUAAUAGACAUAUUACUCACCUUUCCUUCAAGUUUCUAACAUGUCAGCUUUUUUUUAACUGUGAAUAGUAAAAAAAAAAAAUUCUGACGCUUGCAAUACAUACAGAUAUGAUUUAUUUAUUUGAUUGGAUUUUUAUGCAGUACUCAAGAAUAUUUCGUAAUAGCAUACAAAUAUGACGGGACUGUCUUUGGGGAUAAUACAACAGUGUAGGUGUAUCUCCUAUUAUGUACUGAGUCUGUAGAAGGUGCAGCUGAUUGUAUAGAGCAUUGUGUAAACUGUAAGCUGACAAACAUGACUAAGUGUUCCCAAUUUAUUGACUGAGAUUAAUAGUUUAUUAACAGUGUGAAUGUGUUCACACACUUUGCAUCAAAUUAAUGACAUAUAUUUUUUCAUCUGUCCAAUGACAUUUUGUACUACAUGUAAGUAUAUUUUUAGUGUUCAUGUAUUAGAUAGUCCGUCCUUUCCUGUUCCAUAUGUACCAAAGUAUGAAAGACAAAUCCACCUGUUGGUCUAAUCUCGGUGGAAACGUGUUGAUAAAAAGAGGACAUUUCAGCUCUCACACUAAAGAUGUGUGAAAUAUGGGCUGGCUCUACUCUUGGUAAGGUUGAGUAACUUGAAUGUUGUCCAUUUCCCCUUUCUUUUAAUACUUCAAAUGAAGUUGUUUGAAAAUCUGUUUCAAUUUUCAUUAUCUGUGCUCUUUGAAAUUUUUAUAUAAAUUUUUAUUAAUCGUACCUUUCCCAUGUAAUGUAGAAUUUUUGAAUUUUCUGGUUAACAAUGUUGGGCUGUCUCAGAGAGAUUCAAAGCAGUGUGUCUCAAGCCAGUUUAUUUUCAAGGAUGCUCUGGCUCUAGGUUAGUGCUCUACACCAGCUCACAGCCACAGUGCUAUAACAGAAUAAAUCAAAAUGUUACAAAUUUUUUUUUUGUCCUCACGAAAACCCAGUGUCGGACUUAUAACGGUUGAUUCGGCAGGCACUGUAUAAUGUGUGAUAUGUAUUUGGCAUUUCUCAUCUACUACGUUCUAGCGACCAUAAGACGUUAAACUCAAAUCAUUCAUGUUCUCAUUCAAACGUUAAGUUAUUGUCGAGAGUGGAUGUUAGCUCCCAAGGCAUUAUUAAUUGGUUCAUUUACCUGCACACUGAUUUGAGUCAGAUCUACGUGUCUUUUUGAACGAAGCCAUAAAGAAUGUGAACUGUAAAGCAAUGGUUUAUAAAAAUGAGAGCAAACGUAACCCACAUACUGGUGUAUUUUUGUCUGUAGCUUUUGAUUUUUCUGUGCUUAAUUUGGUCGUAAAUAAAGAAGAGGAAAUAUAAAUUCCUACAGGGCAGCAGUCGAUACAGCCAGUGAAAAUAAUAAUCUAAGUUUGCUUGGCACAUCGAAUGGUUUGUGCAUUACAUUAUGUACAUAUGAAGGUGGUAUCUCCAACCUAUCUCUGAACAGUUCAACACGCACUGUAACAAUUGUAACAAAGACAUUUCUAGUUUGUCAUGUUUUCCAAUAAAUUUUUUUU